Molecule: messenger RNA, 4663 nt
Organism: Rhipicephalus sanguineus (brown dog tick)
Lineage: Eukaryota; Metazoa; Arthropoda; Arachnida; Ixodida; Ixodidae
Exons: 21
Coding region: 233-3436 (1067 amino acids)
Source: RefSeq, a predicted model, not a curated record
AGUGCUGCGCGCCGAAGCUACCGCGAGAGCCGCAAAGAGAGGCGACGGCGAGGAGAGGGGUUGGGCUGGGAGCCGUCGCCUGCCGCUGCGGACGAUUCGUCGCGGGCCGUUUUGAUCACGGAGCGCGCGCGCGCGUUUGCAGCACGCGCCUCGGUCUUCGCCGAUUCGUAAGCGGGCACGCCGUUCUCGCCUACGUUACUCUCGCCCCGCGUCGUGACCCUUCUCAAGAACCAUGGCGGGGGGAUCUUCCUCCAGAAGCGGCGGCAACAAGCAGCCGACGGCGCAUUGGCUCAACGUGAGCUGGGACGAUAUCGUGGAACGACUGGCCCUCGUCUUUUACACCGACGAGUCGUUCGAGACCCUGGACUACCUGAACGUUAUGCUGCUCGGAUGGGCGCUGUUCGGCCUCUUCGUCUACGUGGUGGGCACGCUGCUGGCGAACCGCUUCGGUCGUCAGCGGCCCUGCGUCGCCGCUUCGGCCAAGAGGGCCGACGGCAAGGAGCCCGUCGACGAGACCGUCUCCGCAGGGAGAGCCGAGGAACAGCAGUCUCACAUGGCCUCGGACGGCCGGUGGGCGAAAUCGAAGGAACCCGUGCCUUUUGCUGUUUCGGCCUCGGGCUCUGACCCCGACGCCGUGCUUUGGACCAACCGGGUCCUGUCGUGGGUGCUAACGCGAAAGGAGCACGAGUUCCUGUCCAAGCCGUGGAUUCAGGCGCUCAACGAGAAGCUGGCCAAGUCGCCGCCUAAGAACAACAUCGUAGUGGAGUUCGAAGCCAUUCAUCCGGAUAGCACGAAGCCGAAGCUGCACGAUGCCCACGUCGUGCUAGAGUCGAAGGAGAGCCUUACAAUCACGACUGGAAUCACCUGCGAGCGACUGAUUUUGGUGAUCAAAGUCACGAAGAGCGACGAGCCGGAGCAGACUGUCCACCGGUACAACCUCCUGGUCGAAAAACUCAACGGAAAGUUGAGGAUAUGCUGCAUUAGCACGGAGCAACUGUUUGUCGUUCGUUUCGUCCAGCGACCUGACGUCAAGGUUUCGCUGCAGUCCUCGGUCGCCGAAAACAAACCGCACUCGGUUGACCAGCGCGCCCUGGACGACGUCGUGCUGGAGGCGGUGGUGGACGCGCUGUCUUACACCGUGGCCGACAUCAGCUGCUCGGGACAGAAGGAUUUCCCCAGCUUCAAGCACCGAGCACCUGUCUCGGAGAUAAUACAGAGCACGCAACUCAGUCAAGUGGAUGCUUCAUCGCCGCCCCACAAAGUCAAGCACGAUCAUCGACUCCUUGUGAAGGUCAUAAAAGCUUCCAACUUAGGCGCGAACAAAGGCUGCAAGGAAGUGUACUGCGUGGUGGAGCUUGACGAGCCCCCGCAUCGCUGCACGACUACCGUUGCCAAGGAGACGACGAAUCCUUUCUGGGACGAGCAUUUCCUUUUCACCCUCGACCAGAAUUCAGCUGAAGUCCUGUUCGAGAUAUACGACAAGAGCAAGCCUCAAGGAGACAAUUUCCUUGGCCUUGGAAUUGUUAGCAUUUCGGAACUUAGAAGAGUGCCCAGUCAACGCCAGAUUAUCACAUUACAGUCGAGGCCUUUGGAGUAUGACAACGUUUCAGGCUCCCUGACAGUAGAGUUCCUCUACAUGGAGGGAUCCCAGAUUCCAGUGGUGGCAGACUCCCAGACAACAACAGAGUUUGCUCCACACUCGCCACAAAGCCGCAUUGUCGAGAAAAACAGCCGGAUCACCUCCGACGGAAGGGUCAUCACUACGACUACCAUAAAACGGUCACCAACAACUGAAACUAAAACAAGAGACCUCGAGUGGGAAGCUCUUCUUGCCAUCGAGGAGAAACUGCGCCUCAUGGAGAAUCAAUCAUCACCUAUGAAGCCACUUGACGAGUCUAUGGUUGAGUUCCUUCGUAGUCAGAUCGCCAGCAGCCCAGCUGAUGCCAUCGAGCACGUAACAUCUGCGGUGACGACUUCCUUAAGAGCUGAGCCAUUGUCAAAUUGCUCUGAUGUGAGCAAAACCAUGGCCAGUGGCGAGGAAGUGCCGGUCGUUGCAGCCACUUAUUGUACAACUACAAAUGCCUCUGCCUGUCCUUUGGCAACAAAGGACCCUGACACGUCAACGACAAUGUCUUCAGACAGCACUGACUUGUUCUCAGGGCAAGAUGGCAUCUCCCAGGAAGAUGACGUAGCAGAUGACAUCCCUCCCCCUCUCCCAUCCUCUCCUCCACCUGACAUGUGCGACGCUGAUGACAGUGCUACUGAUGACGGUGUUGAUGUGGACGACGCUGGGAUUGAUGUGGAUGACCUUGUUGUGUGCAAAGUUAGGAGAGCAGUUCUCACAAACGGUUUUGAUGGAUCAUUGGAUCAUACUUCCACCGAGUUUCUUGAACUUAAGUUGGUAGAAGAAGGUACAAGUGGUCUGUCCUCUGAGGAAGAGGUUGGAGCCAACGUUCGUGGGAGCCAAAUCUCAACAUGGAGUGGCACGUUGGGUGUGGAUGGCUCAAUGGUGUAUGGUGGCACCCCCAAUGGUGCUCCAAGAGCUGACCAAAAUGGCAACAUUCAUCACGAUGAUGGAGGAUCACUUGCGGAAGCAGCUCUUAAGGAACUGGAAGCCAAAAAUAGGAGUCCUACAGCAACAAAGAGCACACUUAUUAUCCACAGCGUUCAAAGGGAAGCUGCCAUUCCAAGCUUAAAGGUGAAAAUCGACAAGCAAGGACAUUGGCAUGAGGUUUCUCAGGUGGAUGACACAUCGCUCUCCAUUUCGCCAAGCAGCCUGCGAAAGCAGAACCAGCACUCUGGUGAUAGGAGUGUCUCUUCAUCAUGCAGCGAAGCAGAAGGAGAAGGUGGCCCAGAGAAACCGAAGAAACGGACAUUACUAGGCAAAAUACGAAAGCGGCUGAGCUUCAAGAAGAACCGCUCCAAGUCAAUGGAAGCUCGACCAGAUGCUGAUGCGCACAGCCGCAGUAGCAGCCGUAGUGUCUCCACCGACCGUGCGAAGUCAGUGCCACUUGGAAGUAAAAAUUGUAACAUGUCAACAGGCGUUCGCAACAAUGGUAGCACAAGGAGCAGCAUCAGCGAGGGGUCUGGAAUCAGCGCUGCCUCUAGCCGGACAUAUGUUAGUGACAAGUCACUACUCGUCGUCGAAGCAAAAGAGAAUGGUGUCAUCAGGCAUUACUUGAUCCCUCCUCAUCUGGCACAUCGCAGCAAGUGGCGAAGGAAAGGCGUCAAACUGCACAUUUUCAAUGAUCAUGUAUUUGUGGCCAAGCAUAUCCCAGGCGGGGUUCAAUGUCAUGUUUGUUCAAGGCUACUGACAAGAAGGCUAGGAAAACAAGGUUACGUCUGCAGAGGUUGUAACCUGCUUUGCCACAAGUCUUGCCAUGUGAAAACAGAAAGCGUAUGCAACAACAGCUCUGUGGCGACCAUGCAAAUGUAAGGAACCAGUGGAAGAUCUGCACCCACCGCACAUGAAGACAAGUUGAUGCGAGUAAUGAGAAACUGCUGCAUAAGAACGUGACACUUCGCAAGACUUUCUGAAGUACAGAGCACGAAGUUACUUUGGUUGUUGCCAUGAUGUGUUAAAAUGAAUGGCCUUGUGUUACUGCCCUCCGCUCUACUUGUGGCCCUUUAGAUUUCUUACAAGCAGCUUUCUAUGCAGUCUGCAGGCAGCUCCCGAACAUCGAUGCAGAGUAUUUUGUUAAACGCUCGUCUCAAAGUUGCUCACUCAGAAGAUAAGAAUGCCUUGAUGAAAUUUAUCCCUUUUCUUGGGCACAAUAGAAUACGAGAUUGCUUUUUCAUCCAAAAUAAUAUUGAAGAACUGAAACUGUACUUGUGGGAGCUGAAGAUCACAUGAUCAGACUGCUUCUUGGUACUACGUAGUGUCUUGAGUAGAACAGGAGUCUGUAACACCUCUGGUAAAUGCAGUGCAUUUUGGUGUAUGACAACCAGAUAACCAGCCAAUGGCACCAGGGGAGAUGUGUGUAACAUUACGGAUACUGUAGUACCAAGUGGCAACAAGGUGGUGUUUCUCGCUAGCUAUCACUGCUAAAGAGAUGCAUAGUUCCUCUUUUACUACACAGAACGUUCAGCAUGAGCUUACCUUGCAAGACCCAGGCUGGUAUAUAUGGCUGCAGCACAUUGUGCACAAAGAAUGAGCUCCCUUGUGUGAUUCAAUGUGAGCUGUCCUGUUAUGUGACAAUCGACAUUCUUUGGGAGAGACAAAAUCUGUGCCGUAGGCGACCAGGCCAAUGGGAGGCCGUUCACUUUUCAUUGAGGUGGAAGCCAUCAAAUGGAUUUCGUGCUCGUCGCUAGCUUUUAUGCGCUUGACGGUUUUUUUAUACGCCAAUAUUUUUUUUAUGGAUUGACUACACAGAUUCGUGUGAUGACAUACCUGAGACAAACAAGCGGUUGCUCAUGACUGCCAUCAAGUCAUAGUCGUGCACACAAUGUUCUCCCAUCAGACAAAUUUUCAUUCCUUGCCCUUUGCAGGUACUUGCCUAGGCCUGUAACGUAUGGCAUUGAAUGAGCAGUGUGGGGACACACAUUUUGUCAAGGAGGCUUGAAGCACAUUUGAAAUGAUAAUGUGAGCAAUAUGUGCAGUGCAAUAAAAGUGUUGAAAAUUUGCUAGUUGAAGCAUAUUACAAUGUAUUCUUUAUAUAUAUAU